This is a messenger RNA of Pygocentrus nattereri (red-bellied piranha), 3780 nucleotides long. RefSeq names its product transmembrane serine protease 6. Gene Ontology annotation, biological process: proteolysis. The coding region runs from base 121 to 2550 and encodes 809 amino acids. Lineage: Eukaryota; Metazoa; Chordata; Actinopteri; Characiformes; Serrasalmidae. The transcript has 18 exons. The record is from RefSeq and is a predicted model, not a curated record. Gene Ontology annotation, molecular function: serine-type endopeptidase activity; protein binding.
UGUCUGGACACAGGUGGCACCUAGACAUGGCGCAUUUCAAAGAGUGAUACAGGCCUAUUUUUAUGGCUCGGGAGUGGAUUAAGUGUGUUUUGAUGGAGAUGAGCUGAGUUGUGGGGAGUUAUGGAGCUCAGGAAUGGUGUCAGUGUGCUGAGCUCGGUGUACAGUGUGGACACAGCAACCGGAAACCUCCAAAGUCAGGUAAAACCUGACGAUGACGCAUUACCAUCUUCCACACAUAAAUUACUCCCAAAGCAGAUGAUCACUUUGAUCCUCCUCAUCAUCAUCAUCCUGAUCCUGGCUGGAGGUUCAGCACUUCUCUGGUACUUUCUAGAGUAUAGAGUCUGGGUGUUGGAAGUGAAGGUGCAGCAGCAGUACACAGCCCAGAUCUCCAUUCUUAACAGGAAUUAUUCCAGUGCUCUCUCCUCUCACAGCAGUCGAGUCUUUAGGGAGGAGGCGCGUGGAGUUCAGGCCAUGGUAGAGAAACUUGUGAAGUCCACUGAUCUGUCUCGCUAUUUCAACUCCACCACAGUCUUUGCCUUUGGAGAGGGUAGCAUAGUGGCGUAUUUCUGGCUAUUGUUGUCCCUGCCUGAGAGCCAUGUUGAGAAGGUGGCGAUGCAGAAGGUGAAUGAGAGCCUGUGGAGAAGGCUGCAGAGCUUCAGAGAGAGAGGGGUUCAGGAUACAGCAAACUAUGAAAGCUAUCUGCUACACCUGCCCUCAUUCUACAUAACAGAAACCAAGCCCAAAGUUAUAGAUGUUUUGCAAGCUUCUUUUGAUUGUUACCGGUACCAGUCUGUGGUCUCUAGCACCCCUGUGGUUUUGCGAGGGCCAAACACGCAGCGCUCAUCCUGCCUGUGGCACCUGAAAGCCUCUGAGGGUUCCCAGCUGGAGCUGAGAGUGGAGUGGCUGCUGCCCGAGUGCAGAGAUCGUCUUGCCAUUUAUGAUUCGCUCGCCCCUGCUGACUCCACACUCAUCACCUCUCUGUAUGGCUGCAGCAGGCAGGAGCAGGUGGUGCAGGUGUUGUCCUCUGCUGACUGGAUGACUGUGGUGUGGAAGCAGGGCCAGUACAACUACAAAGACCCCUUCUCUCUCUCUGCUCAGGCCUGGCCCAACAGGAAUUGUUCCUACAACAUUGAUUUGAAGCCAAAGGAGGGAGUUCAGGGGACCUUACACACCCCGUUUUACCCCAGCUACUAUCCCCCGGAUACGAACUGUACCUGGCACUUCACAAUGCCAUCGCUGGAAUAUGGGCUGACCCUGGAGUUUGAGGGUUAUGAGCUGAGUCGAGCUAGCUACACCAAAACCUGCACCCAAGGCCAGUGGCUCAUCCAGAACCGCAGAAUGUGCGGUACGCGUGGUUUGCAGCCCUACGCUGAGCGGCUCUACCUCCACUCCUCCACCACUACCAUGUCAAUGACAUCAGAGGUGUCCCUCACAGGGCCCGGCCUGCAGGUCCACUACAGCAUCUUCAACCAAUCAGAUCCGUGUCCUGGGCAGUUCCUGUGUAGCAUGAAUGGCCUGUGUGUGCCGGCAUGUGAUGGUAUCUCGGACUGCCCCAGCGGUCUAGAUGAGAGAAACUGUGUGUGUAUUGCACAGUAUAGGUGUCCAGAGGACAGUCAGUGUGUGGAUUACUACAAAGUGUGUGACCAGCAUCCGGACUGCAGUGACGGUGGCGAUGAAAAAAACUGUACUCAAGGAGUUCCAUGUACUGAUAUGACCUACAUGUGCGCUGAUGGGACGUGUCUGAAGAAGCCAAACCCUGCGUGUGAUUUCAUCACCGACUGCCCCGAUUCCUCUGAUGAAAAACACUGUGACUGCGGCCUGCGGCAGUUCAGCACCAGAGUAGUGGGUGGAGUCAGUGCAGUGGAAGGGGAGUGGCCAUGGCAAGCCAGCCUGCAGGUCAGCGGGCGACACAUUUGCGGGGGAGCGCUCAUCUCCGCCCAGUGGGUGGUGUCUGCAGCACACUGUUUCUAUGACGACCAUCUGUACUCCCCCACUGUCUGGACAGUGUAUUUGGGUAAACUACGUCUUCGGGGCACCAGUCAGAUGGAGGAGGCCCUGCGCGUGUCCCACAUCCACCUGCACCAGUACUACGAUGAUGAGACCCACGACUAUGACCUGGCUCUGCUCAGGCUUGACAGACCUGUGUCCUCAGGGACUCUCGCGCAGCCUGCUUGCCUGCCCUCACAUAUGCACCAGCUAGAGCCAGGACUGCUGUGCUGGGUCACAGGCUGGGGGGCGCUCAGAGAAGGAGGCAGCACAAGUGACGUCCUGCAGAAGGUGGAUGUACGGUUGGUCAGCGAGGAUGCUUGUGUCCGUUCUUAUGGAUACAUUAUCACUCCCAGAAUGCUGUGUGCUGGCUAUCGCAAUGGAGGGAAAGAUGCCUGUCAGGGAGACUCCGGAGGCCCUUUGGUGUGUCAGGAGCCGUCUGGACGCUGGUUUCUGGCUGGUGUGGUCAGCUGGGGUCGUGGCUGUGGCCGGCCAGAUUAUUACGGAGUUUACACUCGCAUCACCAGACUCAGCGGCUGGAUAAAACAGCUCAUCUCCACAUGAAGAACAGGCUUGAUUGACACAAUAGGAGUGAAUGCAAACAAAGAGAUAUCACUGCACUCAUUGAUGAAAGGUUCCAAUGGACGUCUAUGGCUGACGAACAUUUAGAAGCGAACUCAGCCUAUUUACCCCAUAAGCACACAUCCUGUUUUAUUUCUGCUUAAUUUGAUGGCUAAGAUGUAAAUAGUCAUUCAGGGUGGUUUGAUGUGAAAAGGAUCACUGUAGAGAAACUUACCGACUUCUUUAUAAUUUUCUUUAUAAAGCCCUUUAUAAGGGCUUCAGACGUCUGGUUCAUCAGCACCAUUAUGAACAAUUCUGACUCAGUAAGUUUCUCUGUAAUGGAGCAAUUCAUAUCACACAUCUCUGAGCGUUUUGUUUAUAUCUUAGCUAUUUAAUUAUGCAGAAAAAAAAUACUAGAUGACAUAAGAAGGUGUAAAUAUUCAAAAGUAUGGAUGAUAAAAAUCAGUAUUAGACAGAGUGUCAGUAUUAAUAUUAUGUUUUCAUACUGACACCAUUUUUCUUUCAGCAGCUAGCCUGUGUUUGAUAUUUCUUUCGGACUCAAGGACACCCUGUUUAAUAAAACAGGUCAAUCUGUUCUCAAAUCAAACAGCCGUUUGACAUGUGGUCAGACUCUUUACACUGGACUGUAGAUAUACUCUAAUAUUCUACUGUAGAGUUAGAUACUUCUGGGUGAUGCAUGGGCAAAUGUUGUCUUUUAUAAUAUUGUAGUGAUUAAAUAAACUACAAUCCACGUAUGAUGGUUUUAUAUUGUUAAAAAUAAAUAUGUUUUAAAAUUGUUCAGGCAGCCUAUUUCUAGGAAUAUAUUACUUAAUAGGAAAGAAACAAAGAAACAAGAGAACUCUGCGUUGACAUGAGAGGAAUUAUAGAAAUUCCUCUUUUUUUUCAUUUUUAGUUGAAGCUUUCUAGGUGCAGGUUUAUAAGAGGUAAAGGAGUGUAUGUAUGUGUUUAACUGUGGAUCAAUGGCAAACCAGCCUGACUGUCACCAGUGGACAAACAGACUAAGUCAGACUGUUCAACUUGCAAAAAAAGAAAGGAAGGAAAAGAAGAAAAAUCAGUAGCGUCCAGACCUGCAGAAGAAUCCCCAGAUUCGGCGAAUGUUGGCCAAUGAAUUAGCAAGCUGACUGCUAGUGAGGUUGCUCACAUUAACGUUAGAUACAUAAAAAAGCCAUGUUGGCCAGUGUGCACUAGUAGAAAUACAGGAAAUGAAUAAAA